AUGCCGCCAUCCCUCCUGCCGGGGCACAGCCAUGAGAGGGCGUCCGGCCACCCAGAAGGCUCCGGCCAUCUCCUUGCAGGCAGCACCAGCCACUCUGAAGGCACCUUGCUCCCCCUGUCCAAUGCCAAGCGGGAAGACACAAAACCCCAAGUCACUGUCUGUGAGGCUCACCUCAAGCUGCCUGACUUCUGCAGCAGCCUCUCCCAGGACUUCAUUCCCACCCUGGAGGAGAUUGAAGAGUUCCUGCGGGAGAAGGCAGAGUUCCUCAAAGAUGAAGCAAGCGAGCUUCACCCAGCUGGAGGGAAGAUCGAGAUCAAAUCUGAGAUCAGCUUAGGUAGCUCUGGGGGACAACCUGUCUCCAGGGUGGUUCAAGAAGAAGAUGUCUCAAGCGCUGCCCAGUCUGGAGGGACAGCUGAUGGUAGUGACCAGGCAGUAGCUGCUGGGAGCAUUCCUGUUGUCCUCCAAAUCCAGCCUCUCCAGAUGGACAGUGGCAGCCCACUCACACAGAGUGCUACAGAGGGUGUCAGGGUGGCCCAGCUGGUUAUCACCUUGCAGGGCCAAAACCUGGCCUUCCUCCCUCAGGUCCAGCCCCCUGUAACCAUCAUGGACCAAAAGUAUGUCAAAAUUGCCCCCCUGCCAGUCACCAUGAGGCCAGGGGCACGGUGGGAUGCACAAGAGAUGGAGGCAACCCCCAAGCAUCAGAAAGCUCUCCCUUCCCUUGUCCGUGUCCAUAAAUGCUCGCACCCAGGAUGCGGCAAGAUGUACACCAAGAGUUCCCACCUCAAGGCUCACUUUCGUCGGCACACCGGCGAGAAACCCUACACUUGUGCUUGGCCCAACUGUGGCUGGCGGUUUUCCCGGUCGGAUGAGCUCUCCCGUCACCCAUACCAGUGUGCCGCCUGUGAGAAGAAGUUUGCCCGCAGUGACCAUUUAGCCAAACACGUGAAGAUCCACCGGGGCCAGCC
Molecule: messenger RNA, 965 nt
Organism: Phaethon lepturus (White-tailed tropicbird)
Lineage: Eukaryota; Metazoa; Chordata; Aves; Phaethontiformes; Phaethontidae
Product: Krueppel-like factor 15
Exons: 3
Biological process (GO): regulation of transcription by RNA polymerase II
Molecular function (GO): DNA-binding transcription factor activity, RNA polymerase II-specific; RNA polymerase II cis-regulatory region sequence-specific DNA binding
Source: RefSeq, a predicted model, not a curated record